Molecule: messenger RNA, 5070 nt
Organism: Cuculus canorus (common cuckoo)
Lineage: Eukaryota; Metazoa; Chordata; Aves; Cuculiformes; Cuculidae
Gene: SNTB1
Product: syntrophin beta 1
Exons: 7
Coding region: 100-1623 (507 amino acids)
Cellular component (GO): dystrophin-associated glycoprotein complex; intracellular anatomical structure; synapse
Molecular function (GO): structural molecule activity; protein binding
Source: RefSeq, a predicted model, not a curated record
CCCUCCCCGCGGCGCCGGGCGCUCGCCGCCCCCCGGCCGGACCCGGAGCCGCCGCUCGGGGCCGGGGGUGCCGCGGCUCGCCGCCGGCAUGCUGCUAAGAUGGCGGUAGCGGCGGGCGGCCGGGCGCGGCGCAGCGGCUGGCUGGAAGUUUUGGUGCGGGAGCGCUGGCACAAAGUGCUCGCCGACUUGGGCGCCGAGGCGCUGGUGCUGAGCGGCGAGGAGCGCCCCGACGGGCCGGGCGGCGAUGGGGCGGCGGGCCGGGGCGCCGAGGCGGCGGCGCGCACCGCCUUCACCGACCCCCCCGAGCAGGUGCCCGAGGCCGUGUCCAACAAGAAGCGGUGCGUGAAGGUGCUGAAGCAGGAGCAGGGCGGGCUGGGCAUCAGCAUCAAGGGGGGCAAAGAGAACAAGAUGCCCAUCCUCAUCAGUAAGAUCUUCAAGGGGCUGGCGGCGGACCAGACCCAGGCGCUCUACGUGGGCGAUGCCAUCCUGGCCGUCAACGGCACCGACCUGCGGGACGCGACCCACGACGAGGCGGUGCAGGCGCUCAAGCGCGCCGGGAAGGAGGUGCUGCUGGAAGUGAAAUACAUGAGAGAAGCAACUCCCUAUGUGAAGAAAGGCUCUCCUGUUUCAGAAAUUGGGUGGGAGACACCUCCCCCUGAAUCUCCUCGCUUGGGUUGCACCUCUGCUGACCCCCUCUCGCAGCUUUCACUCUCCAUCCACAGAGACAAGAAGACAAUACCGCUCAAGAUGUGCUACGUGACGCGCAACAUGACAGUGUCAGACCCUGAAAACAGACUUAUUGAAGUUCAUUCACCUGAUGCCAAGCACACCGUGGUGCUCAGGAGUAAGGAUUCAGCUACAGCCCAAGCCUGGUUCAAUGCCAUCCACUCCAGUGUCAAUGAACUCAUCCCCAGGGUGAUUGCAGAGGUCAGAGACCAGCUGGGUAAAACAGGGAUUGCUGGAAGUCGAGAGAUUAGGCAUCUAGGCUGGCUUGCAGAAAAGGUGCCAGGAGACAACGAGAAACACUGGAAGCCAGUGUUAGUGGUCUUGACAGAGAAAGACCUCUUAAUAUACGAGAGCAUGCCGCGAAUGAAGGAAGCGUGGUUCAGUCCUCUGCAUACCUACCCCCUGCUAGCCACCAGGUUGGUCCAUUCUGGCCCAGGAAAGGGCUCACCCCAGUUGGGCCUGGAUUUGUCUUUCGCAACCCGUACUGGUACAAGGCAAGGGAUUGAAACCCAUCUGUUCAGGACAGAGACUAGCAGAGACCUCUCACUGUGGACGAGGAGCAUCGUGCAGGGCUGCCACAAUUCUGCGGAGCUCAUCACAGAAAUCACCACAUCUUGCACAUAUAAAAACCAGGAGUGCCGUUUGACCAUCCAUUAUGAACAUGGAUUCUCUCUUACAACUGAACUGCAAGAUGGUGCCUUCUCUAAGACAAUUGCACAAUAUCCCUAUGAAAAACUGAAAAUGUCCUCAGAUGAUGGGAUAAGGAUGCUUUAUUUAGACUUUGGAGGAAAGGAUGGAGAAAUACAACUGGACCUUCAUUCCUGUCCAAAGCCAAUUGUGUUCAUCAUUCAUUCCUUCCUGUCGGCCAAGAUUACAAGGCUUGGCUUGGUGGCAUAAGUGGGAUACAUCUGUUUCUGCAAAGAAUGACAGAGCAACCAUGCUAAUUUGAAGUACAGUCAACAGCAGCAACCCAUACCAGCUAGCAGAGUACACCAGCUUGGGAUCAGUACUGAGCCUUGGUCCUUUCUGCAGUCUUCCAAGGCCCAGGUUUCAUUUGGAUCAGCUAAAGAAGUGGCAUGACAAGGAAAAUGGUGGAUUUCAUUGUAAAUAAUGGGAUUUUAAAAUCCCAUAUCAGACAGUAAAAGUGUGUAGUACCAUACAUGUAAAUGUUCCAGAAUCAUAAAUUGUGCCUAUUUCAAUGUACUUGUUUAUACAGACUAAGUAAAGGGCUAAGCAGACGAGAGUGGGUCUUGGUUGUGAUGCAAGCUCAAGGUUUGAGUAGUUCUCCAAACAGGAUUUUCCCACCACCCAAAAGUGAAACAUUUUCUUCCAUGUUAACCUGCGCACCACUUACGGAGGAUUUUUCUUUCAAGGUGCCAUCAGAACCUGUUGCUUGAAUACGCAGCAAAGCACGCUAACAUGCACCUCUUAGUUAUAUGCUCUAAAGCAAUACAGCUGUGGUCAGUGAACCGCUGGAGGGUCCCUGCCAAGGGGCACUUUCAAGUUAAAUGAUGUGGACAUCUUGCGUACGUUCCCAGCAAUGGACCCAAAGCAAAAGUAGCUAUUACAGUGUAUGAGUGGCUGUGGGACAUACGUAGGAACGUCCUUUAUUAAGGAACACACAGUUGUAUUUUUAUAGUAGCUUCCCAGAAUGGCUUCAUGAGUUUCAGCUACUCGGGACCCCUAGCUCAGGUAAAAGUUACCUGAAUCCAUGUUGAAGCAUGACUUAAGUCUUGGCCAGCAUGUUUCUGCAGCAGAGUUUAACAGAAAGCCAUGCUCAGCUUCCUGCCCUCCUAGCCCUUCUGUUUCAGCCCGAGCUCUGCUGAGGCUGGUUGUAUUGCCUUGACAGAAGAACAGAUCGAGGAAUGAGGAAGUCUUGAUUUUUUAAGCCUUUUCUAGAUUAGAUCAGGAAAGUUAUUCAAGCAGUGCCACAACAGUGAGCAAAUGCACACAGGCAGGAACACGAGCUGCUCUGCUGUAAAAGUCUGACUAUGGAAGAAGCUGCUUCUACAAAGAUGACUUGGGCAAGUCCAGAUUUAUUCCUUGCUGGUGAAACGUAAGAUGGUCACCUCCAUACCCAUAACUUACUAGCUCCUGUUUUGCACUAUAGCUUACUUUUUUAAAUCAAAACUUUCAAAUCGCUGAGUUUUUGUCUUGCUCACGGGUUGAGCACAAAGCAGACAGCAAGCAGGAACACUAACCUUCAUAAUCAGAGGUGAUACAAACAGCUUGCACCUGGAACUCCUAAAUUGGCUUAAUAUGGUUGGGUGGGAACAGGAAGAAGCAGAACAAGGAUGGCAUCGAUGUUGCUCUUGUUUUGGCAACAGAGCUACUUGAUAUGGGGAUGGGAUUUCGUUCACUUUACAGUUUUGGCCUAAAUUCACACUUCGAAGGACAGGAACUGUACAGGAAGAAAUAAAUCUGAAGCUUGUGGAUGUUUGCUUGUCAUGCUACAACACUUCUUUUAUUCUUGAGAAAGCACACAAGUUUCAACUUAACGAGACUUGACUAGCAAAGAGGAAAAUUAAAAACAGUAUGGUUCCAUGUUGUUUACAAGCUCAGUCUCCAAAGCUGAGCAUAAGUCAUGCUGUUUAUUCACAGUAUAGGAAUUUGUUUGUAGUGGUUUCCAUAGGUUUCCAUCUUAAUCAUCAAAACUAAUUAAAAAAAUUAAGAUGAUAUGCUGAAUUUACAAAUACAGAAAACGAUGAUUGAAGAGCAACAGCUAAAUCGCCUUUUGGAAAAGCAGCCCCACUCCCAGCACCUCCUACCAGUCAACAGCAAACCUGGGAGGGGAUUCACCUUGCUGUGAACUUGGUUUUUACUGUCAUGGUACUUGCACUUAAAAAUUAAUUCCUUGUGUAAAUUUGCAAGGUAGGAGAUUGCAAGGUAAGUUACAUAACUUACCGGUAAUUUCCAAAUGGACGUUUCUCAUUUAGUGACCACUGCCGUCACAGAACUUUUGCUGGCAGUUAUUUGGGUCUCCUUUGGCUUGGAAGCUUCUAGAACGUCUUCUGAGAAACUGAGAGCAGUCGGUACGCUGGGGGAGUGAGUCUUUGAGUAGGAAAUCGCAUCGCAUCACCAAGUAAAAUGUCCUGUGAUGUUUCUAAAAAGUGAUCCAGGACACAUUUAUUGAUGUUCCAAAGUAUAACUUGAAAAUUCUGAUACAGGCUCCUAUGAAAAUUCCAGAGGUUAAAGUGAAAACUUGCAUACUGUGGGGUAGGUUUAAUACAUAAAUAAACUAUACUGAACUAUUUCCUUAUUCCUUUAACACUUACAAAUCACUGGAAUGUUAUACUUAAAAUGUUAUACUUGUGCAUUGUAAAUAUUACAAAUUCCUAUAUUAGUACCAACAAUUAAAUGACACAAUAUGUAACCUAAGGUGCUCAGUACUAUACGAAGUAUAAGUGAAUAACUAAAUGGUUUGCAAAGAAAAUUCGUAUUAUAUAUAUUUAUAGAAAAAAGUAAUGAUAAUUACAGAUGCUAUUUCUUCGUUUUCAGAUUUUGGACUGAUUCAUAUUUGGAUGGGAUAGACAAAUGAUAUAUGGACCUACUCCACAUUUAUAAGAGUAUAGUGAAUAUUUAUAUUUUAGAGGAAAAGAGUAUAUUUAAUAAAGUCAUUUAUUGGAUUUCUGUGAGGUGAGCUUACUUUGUACCCAAACAAGCCGUUUCAAAAGCUGUACUUCGGUUUUGGGCUGGGGAAACUCCAUUAUAACACUCAGUCAUUCUGUAAGAAGUCAAUUACUUAAGAGAACUAUUCAUCCUCUUGACAGAAUGACUUGUAAAAAUUUGUAAACAACAAAAAGAAGUAUUAGUGAUCAGUCAAUGGCUCAUCGGUGUUUUCUAUUAAAUAAGCUCAAUGUUCAUGUGACAGUGGUGCUUUUGAGGACAGGCUGGAAUCAUACUCAUGCAGCAUUCCUUUUGCUGCUGGCAUUUACUUAAAGACCACAGGGAUGUUCUGGGGAAAGUCAUUCAGGCUCACCUGCUCAAGUUACAAAUGCUUUCAGUGUUGCAUAUUUAACUGGGCAGUUAAGAGAAGUUAUAAAAAAUGAGAACAGAAACUUCUGCUCAAGCUUCUGCAUUCAAGGAGUGAGGCCAACAUGUGCCUUACUUAGUUUUUAUGAACAGUUAUGAAAAAAAGAUGUUUUCCUUCCCCUCUACCUAAAUUCCUAACUUCGUGGCCCAAACAGAAAAGCUAACUGUGAGAUUUUAAAUCCAUUCUUUCAAUCUUACCCAAGGUACAGCAGACCAGCUUCAUGGAAAGCCUUAUAUAGGAGUAUCCUAGAGUUUCAGUCUUUUCAUAAAAUACUGACUAUAAUUGAGCGAUCUGAUCAGAAAGUUUGUAUA